AUGGCAGAACCCAUCUACCCAGAAUUCGGAAACAGGACAUGGAACCAACUUGCCUACAAUCUACUACAAGAGCUCAGACAAACCGCUACCGCAUUCGCGGGGCCUCCAGAAGACCCCACCUACUACGUCGAAUUCGACACCCUCAUGUCCGCCCUCUCCCGCCAGCGCCACGGCAAGUCGCCCAGUAGCACUGACUUCUCAACACCCGAAGACGAAGUCUCACGCAUUAAGAGCCAAGACAGCCGGCGUGUUUACCUCUCUGACGUUAUGAUAAACAGUGAGCAUGAAAACGCUGAGCUCCCGCAUCCGUUCGAUCUCGAGCGGUGCAGGAUGGCGUUAUCACGCCCAUGGCCCCAUAUAGAGGCGACCUCGCAGACAGAUAUGUGGUGGCGGCUUGAGGUCAUGUCGUGGUAUGAGGACUGGGGUGUAAUGUCAAGUUUACCGAAGAGUAAGUCGGCGGUUAGGAAGGAGGCGAGGAUGCUGGUAGCUUCGAAUAUGCCGGGAACAAUGGAGAAGGUUGUGGGUAUGCUCAGGAAGGGGAGAACUGCCUAUAAGGAGUUCCGGGAGCAGCGAAAGCAGGAGAGGAAGGAGCGAGAGAAGGAGAAGGAGGAACAGGCGAGAGAGUUGGAGGCCCAUAAAAGGGUUUGUGGAUCGCGUACAUGUGGACGGUGCCGUGGUUGGCGGAGGAAGAAUUUCUUGGCACAUAAAAAGGUUUGUGAGAAGUGUUCGCGUGGGGAAAAAUGUGGGGAGUGGAAAUAA
Messenger RNA from Morchella sextelata, 759 nucleotides. RefSeq lists its product as uncharacterized. Bases 1 to 759 code for a protein of 252 amino acids. Lineage: Eukaryota; Fungi; Ascomycota; Pezizomycetes; Pezizales; Morchellaceae. The transcript has a single exon. The record is from RefSeq and is a predicted model, not a curated record.